AUGGAGCCCGACAUGAAAUCCGCCAGCCGCGCAUCUGGCCGCACAAGAAAACCCACUCUGAAAGCGAAGGAGGCCGAACUCAACAAAGUUACAAAGCCUAUGACGAAAGCUAAACCUAGGAAAAAGGCCGUUAAGAAGGAUACUCCGGCAUCUAAGGGAUCUAUAAAACAAAGUCCAAAGCUAGAGCCACAGCCAGAGCCAAAGACAGAACCAAAGACAGAUACUUCAAAGCUAGAAGACCCAAAACUAGAGAGCCCAGAGCUGGUCAAGCCGGAUAAUGGAAAAGAGACCAUUGCACCACCCGCAUUACCAACGAUCCCGACCAUCACCAUUACUGAUGAAACGGGUAAAACAACCGAGGUACCCCAAACACCACCCCGUUUGAGCAAAGAAGACGAAAUGGCAGUCACCAUACUGCUAGAGAUGGCAGCGGCAGCGUUGGCGCCAGACUUCACCCCAGAGGUCGAGGUCGACCUGGUAGAUCAUAGCCGCCAGUUCUACUCCCAAUUUCCAACAGCAGUGGAGGCUGAGACGAUGGGUCGGCUGGCCGACUCGUCUGAGCUCGCCUACCCAGACCUCCGUCGUCCGUACACAGAUAAGGGUGGGUGGACGCAUACUGGCCGUGUCAAUCAGCAUGGUGAAGAGUAUAUCAUCAUGCCACUGUCUUUCACCAGAUGGUCGCCCGCCGAAACCGUCGACCCUUCGACAGCCACCGACGCUCCAGUUCUGCAGCCAAGCGAGGCGUGA
This is a messenger RNA of Microsporum canis CBS 113480, 747 nucleotides long. RefSeq lists its product as uncharacterized. The record is from RefSeq and is a predicted model, not a curated record. Bases 1 to 747 code for a protein of 248 amino acids. Lineage: Eukaryota; Fungi; Ascomycota; Eurotiomycetes; Onygenales; Arthrodermataceae. The transcript has 2 exons.